Molecule: messenger RNA, 738 nt
Organism: Nicotiana tabacum (common tobacco)
Lineage: Eukaryota; Viridiplantae; Streptophyta; Magnoliopsida; Solanales; Solanaceae
Molecular function (GO): nucleic acid binding; RNA-DNA hybrid ribonuclease activity
Source: RefSeq, a predicted model, not a curated record
AUGGAGAAUGAUUUUCGAUGGAGCAGCAAACUUCAAAGGAGUCGAAAUUGGGCAGUACUGAUUUCGGAAUCUGUACAGCAUUAUCGAGCAUCGGCAAAUAUCAGAUUCCUUUGUGCCAAUAAUAUGGCUGAAUACGAAGCAUGCAUACUUGGGAUCAGAAUGACAGUCAACUUGAAUGCUAGAACGCUUUUGGUCAUAGGGGAUUCUAGUCUACUAAUACAUCAGGUCCAAGGGGAAUGGUCCAUCAAAAAUGUCAAGAUACUUCUGAUUCAGAACGAGUUCGUCGAUGCCCUUGAAACCAUAUUAUCUAUGAUUCAGCACCCAGACAAGAACUACAUCAACUUUAUUGAGGUAGAGAUCAGGGAUCAACAUGCUUAUUGCUUCCAUGUAGAUAAGGAACCAGAUGGUAAACCAUGGUAUCACGACAUCAAGAAAUUCCUUGCAACCAGAGAAUACCCGGAGAAUGCUACAAAUGGUCAAAAGCAAGCCCUCAGGAGGCUGGCUAACCACUUUUUCCUCAAUAGGGAAAUCAUGUACAAGAGGACCCCAGACAUAGGUUUGUUAAGAUGCGUAGAUGUUGCCGAGGUAGUCGGAUUAUUGGAGGAGAUACAUGGAGGAAUGUGUGUAUCCCACAUGAACGAGUUCACUUUUGCCAAGAAGAUAUUGAGAUCUGGAUACUUUUGGAUGACUAUGGAAAGCCACAGUAUCCACUAUGUGCAGAAGUGUCACCAGUGCUAG